CCACAGUAGCGCUUGAGCGUUCAUAGGGGAUACACACGCAGUUAAUUUUGCAGGAACAAUGACGGUAGACUUUUAUUACACUCCAGCUUCGGCUGCCUGUCGGUCGGUGAUGUUGACUGCUAAGUCCAUGGGGGUGGAGCUCAACCUCAAGCCCGUUGAUCUCUGGGCUAAGGAACAACUGAAAGAAGAGUUUGUGGCACUUAAUCCCCAGCAUUGCGUCCCCACUAUGGUCGACGGCGACUUUAUUCUCUGGGAGAGCCGGGCAAUCUGCACUUACCUUGCCAGCCAGUACGGGAAGCUGGACGCCUUUUACCCAAGUGAACCGAGGGCUCGCGCUCGUGUUGACCGUCUCCUGUACUUCGACAUGGGCACACUCCACCACCGCUUUGGGGAAUACGUGUGUCCAGUUGUCUUCGGUGGGGAAGAGAAGGUAGAGCCACAGAAACUAGAAUCCCUGCAAGAAGCCCUAGGCUGGCUUGACCAGUUCCUGGCCGGACACGAUUGGGCCGUCGGAAACAUUAUCACCGUCGCUGACAAUGUGUUGGUGGCGUCAGUGUCUACCAUGGAAGCUUGUGGCAUAGACCUAUCUAGUCAUGAUAAUGUGAGUACGUGGUUGGAGAGGUGCAAGUCCGUACUACCUGGGUACAGCGAAGUGAAUGAACCCGGGGCCGCAGAGUUCGGCAAGAUAGCGAAGGAGAAGCUGAACAAACUGGAUAAACCUGAUGGGACCGUUUCUACUUCUUCCAAUUGAUAAUGUUUGAAGAACAGUCACUGUGUAUUGUAAGGUGGGACUCUUAGUACAGGUUCAAUGUUUAUUGUGAUCUUUGUAUUAAAAUUUUCCUGACUUAAAAUAUAUAUUACAAACCA
Messenger RNA from Procambarus clarkii (red swamp crayfish), 867 nucleotides. Its product is annotated as glutathione S-transferase 1. The record is from RefSeq and is a predicted model, not a curated record. NCBI's taxonomy places the organism in Eukaryota, Metazoa, Arthropoda, Malacostraca, Decapoda, Cambaridae. Gene Ontology annotation, molecular function: glutathione transferase activity. Gene Ontology annotation, biological process: glutathione metabolic process.